AUUAGCUCUGGAAUCAGGGUCAUGUCUGAAGAUCAGCAACACAGCGGAGAUGUGACUCUAGUGCAAUCCCAGUCACACCCACAUCGGCAGCAGCUCACAUACCCCGACAGUCUGAGGCCAGUGCGCGUCUGUGCGUGUGCGCUCCUGCUACUCCUGCCGCUGCUUCUCUGUCUCCUCUCCUCCUCCCCUGGGUUGUUGCAGCAGGAGGAGCAGCUGAUGUUUGUGUGUGGGGAGCCCCCUGUACGACAGCCAAGCCGCGGGACUCAUAAACAGGAGCUCGGCGAGUGAAGGAUCCCUGAGAAAAGCGAGCGGCACCUGUUUGGAGCAAGAAUGUUAUCGCUCUCCCCAUCUCCUAACGGCGGCGUCAGGUAGUUUCCCCCAGGUCUCUAAUGUGGAACUGAUGUAUAUCAAUUCAGAAGACUAUUACAGAAAAUGAUGCCAUGGAUUUCCUCCGAAGAGUCCUUGAUUACUUCUUUUGGGUAAAUGAGGAGUAGCCAUGUUAUUAUGCUGACAUCUAAGCAUGAAUUUGGUAGACCUGUGGCUAACACGCUCCCUCUCCAUGUGUCUGCUCUUACAAAGCUUUGUUCUAAUGAUACUGUGCUUUCAUUCUGCCAGUAUGUGUCCCAAAGGCUGUAUUUGCUCUCAUACAGGAGGCUUAAAUGUCAGUUGUAGUAACGCGAAUCUCAAGGAAAUACCUAGAGACCUUCCCCCUGAAACAGUUUUACUCUACCUUGACUCCAAUCAAAUAACCUCAAUCCCUAAUGAAGUUUUUAAGGAUCUCCAUCAACUUAAAGUUCUCAACUUAUCAAAGAAUGGAAUUGAAUUUAUAGAUGAGCACUCUUUAAAAGGUGUCGCGGAAACCCUGCAAACUUUGGACCUGUCAGACAAUCAGAUUCAGAGUGUUCAUAAGAACGCCUUCAGUAACUUGAAAGGAAGGGCCAGGAUUGCAAACAACCCGUGGCAUUGCGACUGUACUCUACAGCAAGUUCUGAGGAGCAUGUCUUUAAACCAUGACACAGCUAGUAAUGUAAUCUGCAAAACUUCUGUACUGGCUGAACAUGCCGGACGGGCUUUCUUUACACAUGCUAAUCAUGCAGACCUUUGCAAACUUCCAAAAAAGACUACUGAUUAUGCCAUGUUGGUCACUAUGUUUGGCUGGUUCACCAUGGUGAUAUCCUAUGUGGUAUACUAUGUAAGGCAAAAUCAGGAGGAUGCACGCAGGCAUCUUGAAUACUUGAAAUCCCUGCCAAGCAGGCAAAAAAAACCUGACGAAGCUGAUGACAUUAGCACUGUGGUAUAGUAUCAAGUUAUAAAUAAAAAGACUGGGGUGGAAAUGGGUAACGGUUUGAAUAUCAUUAGAACGAAGUUUAGUUCUAAUUUAUUGCCGGAAAACCUCAAUGCCUUUCUAAAAUAUACAGUAGGUGAAUUUUACUGUCCAAGAACAAUACAAGUCAUCUUUCUUUAAAUCGUACCUAAUACGUCUUUGAAGGUAUUCCAGUCAAGUACAUUAUUUUGUAAGUAAUUCAGAUGCAUUUCACCAUUGAAUAAUGAAAUAUUUAUUUUUUUAAUUUUUAAGUAAAUAAAGGAUGAACCUUGAACUGUGUAAGACUUAGCAAUCUAUCAUUCUUUAAAAUGUGAUUAUAGACAGGGUUAAGCGAUUUAUUUUUAUAGGCUAGUAAUCAUUAUGAAAACAGAAAUUAUAUAUAUUGAUGUGUGU
This is a messenger RNA of Xenopus laevis (African clawed frog), 1717 nucleotides long. RefSeq names its product leucine rich repeat containing 3B L homeolog (gene lrrc3b.L). The record is from RefSeq and is a predicted model, not a curated record. The transcript has 2 exons. The coding region runs from base 521 to 1300 and encodes 259 amino acids. Gene Ontology annotation, cellular component: membrane. Lineage: Eukaryota; Metazoa; Chordata; Amphibia; Anura; Pipidae.